Messenger RNA from Diversispora eburnea, 1107 nucleotides. The record is from the annotation of a GenBank genome assembly. Lineage: Eukaryota; Fungi; Glomeromycota; Glomeromycetes; Diversisporales; Diversisporaceae.
AUGACUACAGUAUUAUCAGAUCGUCAAAGGGAAGAGCUUAACAAGGCUAUCCUUGAUUAUCUUUAUUCAAAUGGUUUUACGGAAUCGUUUAAUUCGCUUAAAUUGGAAGCGCAUAAUGAUGAUUUUAAUCCUGAUCCAAAACAAAAAUAUGCUGGAUUAUUAGAAAAGAAAUGGACUUCGGUUAUUCGAUUGCAAAAAAAGAUUAUGGACUUGGAAAAUAAAAUUACUCAAAUGCAAGAAGAAUUGAACAAUGCACCAAUUAGAAAGACCAAUAAUGCAGUCGAUUGGGUACCCCGCGCUCCGGAAAAAUACUCAUUAACGAGUCAUAGAAGUCCCGUAACCCGAGUUACAUUUCAUCCCGUAUUCUCGGUAUUAGCUUCGGCAUCAGAAGAUUCCACAAUAAAAAUUUGGGAUUAUGAAACUGAUUUGACAAUAAAAGUUUGGGAUUUACAAAAUGAUUAUAAAUGUAUCAAGACUUUGUACGGGCAUGAUCAUAGUGUUUCUUCUGUCGCAUUCUUACCAUCUGGUGAUAUUAUUAUGUCAGCUUCUCGCGACAAAACAAUUAAAUUUUGGGAAGUGACCUCAGGUUAUUGUACAAGAACUUUUGUUGGCCAUUUGGAAUGGGUACGAAUGGUUUCCCCAAGUGAGGAUGGCAAAUGGAUCGUGACUAGUUCUAAUGAUCAGACUGCACGCCUUUGGGAUAUUGGUUCUGGAGAAUGCAAAAUGGAAUUUAGAGGUCAUGACCAUGUGGUGGAAUGUGCAAUUUUUGCACCUGCCGAUGCAAUUCCAUAUAUACGAGAGAUGAUAGGACUUGUUGUUGAUUAUAUUGUUACAGGAUCGAGAGAUAAAACUAUAAAAAUUUGGGAUUCUACAGGUCAAUGUGUAAAGACAUUGGUAAGUUUAGUUUUUCAUCCAAGUGGGAAAUAUCUCUUUAGUGCAUCUGAUGACAAGACCUUAAAGAUAUGGGAUAUGAAAACUGGGCGAUGCUCCAAAACUCUAGAAGCACAUGCCCAUUUCGUGACAUGUAUUGCAUUUAAUAAAACUAGUCCCGUGGUAGCUACCGGUUCAGUAGAUCAAUCGGUAAAAAUUUGGGCUCCGUAUAGGUGA